AUGGUUGUCUUAAGGCACCUUUUAGUAGUGGUCGUUUGUAUUGCCAUCCUUUCCUUCAUCCCCAGUGCUUGUAUUGCUGCCACCAAAAUGAAUGCCAUAGAUCAAUGUUGGAAAACGAGUCCGAAUUGGCGAAGAAGCCGGCAACAACUGGCAUCUUGUUCUGUAGGGUUUGCAGGGAAAAUGACUAACAAUGCUGGAAGAGAUGCUGUAAUGUAUGAAGUCACCGAUCCUAGUGAUGACCCUGUGAACCCUAAACAAGGGACAUUAAGACAUGGAGCCACCAUGAUCACAAGCAAAGUCUGGAUCACUUUCGAAAGGAACAUGGAUAUCAAACUUGAGAAACCACUUCUUAUUAGCAGCUAUACUGCCAUUGACGGUCGCGGUGUUGAUGUUGGAAUUGAAGGCUUCGGAUGCUUCUUGGUGUACAAGGCAACGGACGUGAUCAUCCAUGGCCUAAGGAUUCACCAUUGCAAUGCACAAGGGCCUAGCACAGUCAUGGGACCAGAUGGGAAACAAAUGCAAUUAGGUCAGAUGGAUGGGGAUGCAAUAAGGCUGGUCAGUGCAUCCAAGGUUUGGAUAGAUCACAACACACUGUAUUCAUGCCAGGAUGGUCUUCUUGAUGUCACUCGAGGAUCUACAUUUGUUACUGUCUCUAACAAUUGGUUUAGAGACCAAGACAAGGUCAUGCUACUUGGCCAUGAUGAUGGGUUCUUGAGGGACAAGAACAUGAAGGUCACUGUUGCCUUCAAUCGUUUCGGACCUAAUUGUAACCAGAGAAUGCCAAGGAUUCGCCAUGGAUAUGCACAUGUAGCCAACAAUCUGUAUCGAGGAUGGGAACAGUAUGCAAUUGGGGGAAGCAUGAGUCCUAGUAUCAAGAGCGAAUCCAACUAUUUUAUUGCACCAACAUCAGGAAAGAAGGAGGUGACAUGGAGAAAUGGGAUCAGUGGGAAAAGCAAGCCCUGGAACUUCUACUCCAUAGGGGAUCUGUUUACGAAUGGAGCUUCAUUUUUCCAAACAGGUCGCAGAGGUAUGGCAAAGCCUAACUACAAUAAGGAGCAAAGCUUCAAGGUUGGAGAUGCCAAGUAUGUGAAGGCAUUGACAAGCUCUGCAGGUGCUUUGAAGUGCUCAAGGACAUCUAGAUGCUGA
This is a messenger RNA of Populus euphratica (Euphrates poplar), 1146 nucleotides long. RefSeq names its product probable pectate lyase 4. The record is from RefSeq and is a predicted model, not a curated record. NCBI's taxonomy places the organism in Eukaryota, Viridiplantae, Streptophyta, Magnoliopsida, Malpighiales, Salicaceae. The transcript is spliced from 4 exons. Gene Ontology annotation, molecular function: pectate lyase activity. The coding region runs from base 1 to 1146 and encodes 381 amino acids.